This is a messenger RNA of Callorhinchus milii (elephant shark), 2178 nucleotides long. Its product is annotated as glutamate receptor U1. The transcript has 12 exons. Gene Ontology annotation, biological process: modulation of chemical synaptic transmission; synaptic transmission, glutamatergic; monoatomic ion transport. Gene Ontology annotation, cellular component: postsynaptic membrane; dendritic spine; plasma membrane. NCBI's taxonomy places the organism in Eukaryota, Metazoa, Chordata, Chondrichthyes, Chimaeriformes, Callorhinchidae. Gene Ontology annotation, molecular function: transmitter-gated monoatomic ion channel activity involved in regulation of postsynaptic membrane potential; AMPA glutamate receptor activity. Bases 175 to 1614 code for a protein of 479 amino acids. The record is from RefSeq and is a predicted model, not a curated record.
UUUACUGCACGGUAAACAGAGGAGUGGAGUAAGGAAAUUUUACCCCACCAGUGAAUUGAACCUGAGUCCUCUUGCUUGUGAGUGUCGGACAGUCCAGGAGAGAGACACAGACAGAGAGACGGAAAGCUCACAGCCAGAGUCCGAACAAGACGAGACGAGAGAAGUGCUGUGACAAUGUGGACUCUGAAGGGACUGGGUCUUCUGCUUCUCAUGUUGGUCAUAGAACAUGAAGCAGGCGCUGAGAAUCAUCCGGGACCCUUAACACAGGUGCAGAGCCGAGUCAAGAGACAGAAAAAAGAGUCAACGCUGUCAGUCACCACCAUUCUGGCGUCACCCUUCAUAAGCCAGAAGGCUGGUGGUGGAUUCGAAGGCUUCUGUGUGGAUUUGCUGAAUUUACUCUCCGAGAAGAUAGGCUUCGACUAUGACUUCCACCUCGUCCGAGAUGGAUUCUAUGGCAGAAAGCUAAAAAAUGGUUCAUGGGUCGGGAUGAUAGGAGAGAUCACAAGGGAGGAAGCUGACCUGGCAGUGGCCCCGCUCACCAUCACGGCCAUAAGGGAGAAGGAUGUAACCUUGACCAAACCCUUCAUGUCCAUCGGCCUGAGUAUCCUGCUCCGGAAAGAAGAGGUGACCCCAACCUCCGGCCUCUUCCGCUUCCUGAGCCCCUUCCCCUCGGAGACCUGGAUCGGGCUCCUCAUCGCCUACCUCGUCACCUGCUUCUGCCUCUUCCUGGCAUCCAGACUGAGCCCCGAUGAAUGGAAUGAAAACGAGGAGCACAGCAACCGUUUCUCUCUCCUCGACAGCUUCUGGUUCGGGGUGGGGGCCCUCACUCUACAAGGCGCUGGGCCCCAUCCUAAGGCCGCGUCCACGCGGAUCAUCGGCGCUGCCUGGUGGCUGUUUGUCAUUGUGCUGCUGCUUGUUUACGCCACGCGCCUGACGGCGAUGCUGAGGUCAGACACUCCCAGCCCGGCCAUCAACUCCUUCCAGGAGCUGUUGCAGCAGAAGGACCUCGACUACGGCACCAUCAGGGGUGGCUCCACCUUCCAGUUUUUCAAGAAUUCCAAAAACCCAACGUACCAGAUGAUCUACGACAACAUGGAGCAGAAGGGGGAGUUCGUGCUGGUCUCCUCUAUGACCGAGGCCAUCCAUCGCGUCCAGGAAUCCAACUACGCCUACAUUGGCGAGACAUCGUCACUGGAAUAUGCCGUGGCUCAGCACUGUGACCUGAGAAUGGCGACCGAAGUCAUUGCCCUCCGAGGAUAUGGCAUCGGAGCCACUUCCCGUUCUGGUUUAACCAAGAAACUGUCUGUGGCCAUCCUGGAGCUGCGGGAGGCUGGUGACCUGGACAAUCUGAAGGACAAGUGGUGGAAGAGGUUGUGCAGUCCCGAGGACGUAGCCCAGGGAGGACCGCUGACACCCAACCCCCUGGGCGGCCUCUUCAUAUUCCUGGCAGCCGGCCUGGCCGUGGCCAUGGUGGUCGCUUGCACAGAGCUGGCUCUGAAGUCCAGGAAAGCUGCCGAUCAGAAAAAGAAAUCCUGCUGCAACAUCUUUUCCGAGGAACUGAGCUUCCGAUUCAAGGGAAAGAGCAAGGAUGACACGGAGAAGAGCAAAGCCUGAAGACCGAGGCGAGGAAGGUAGCCUCUCCCAGUUUCCUCACUCUCCCAACCUAUUUCCCCCUUUUCCACCCGAAACGCAAGCGGUUGGGAAAAGAAUUUAUCCGUAAUAAUUAGCAAUUUUUUUUAACAAAAAAUGGUAUUUUUAACGUGGGAGUAAAAGUGACGGAGUUGGGAGACCAUUGAGCUGUGGACAAGGGAGGGCAGGAAGAAUCCUCACAGCAACUGGGACAUGAAAGAGGUGAAGAAUUUACGGAUCCCAAGGUACAGAGGGUGAAGAGUGACGCGUUGAAUGACUUUAGAAUGAAGAGUGUAAGGGUUUCUUGCAAUGCCAGUUGUUGAAUAUCACGCUCCGCACUUUAAUAAUCACAUGCAAUUCACAUGUUAAUCCCCGCUCAUUAAUCUCUGUUCUCCUUACUCACUAUUACUGCACUUUUUUCACUAGUUUUGUUUGGGCUGAGACUGUUUUCAUCUAAUGGUGACGGGUUUUUCUAAAACAAAUUUUUUUUUUUUUUUUUUUAAAUCCUGUAUCGCAAGCAGUUGCUUAAAUAAAUGACUUUAAAAGUGA